Carica papaya (papaya) is the source of this 1216-nucleotide messenger RNA. Lineage: Eukaryota; Viridiplantae; Streptophyta; Magnoliopsida; Brassicales; Caricaceae. The record is from RefSeq and is a predicted model, not a curated record.
UGUUUUGUAAUCUGAGUUCAUUCUUGAUUUAUGCGAUUUUGUUUUCGGAUUUGUUUAGUGUUUGGGUUUGUGGGUUUGAUCGAGGUUUUGGAGCACUGAGUUGAAGUUUUUUGAGCAAUUUGGCAUAUACGUCAAAGCAAGAAUAGGGAUUUGGAGAAUUUGAGUGAAAUUCCCAAAUUAUUGAUUUUAACUGGGCUGUUUUAGGAUUUCAUUUGAAAGUAAUCACUUAUUCAUGGUCAGCAGAGAAUGAGAAAUUCAUUCAAAUGAUGAAAAAUGAAGAAACAAUUCAAAUAUCACCAAUAAUGAUGAAAUUUGGAAUCACAGAUCUAACGAACAUGGCAGAGGAGAAAGGUUUCAUUGCCAAAGAUGUCACGGAAUUGAUUGGUAAAACCCCAUUGGUAUACCUCAACCAUGUGGUGGAUGGCUGUGUUGCUCGAGUUGCUGCCAAGCUAGAAAUGAUGGAGCCUUGCUCGAGCGUCAAAGACAGGAUUGGAUAUAGUAUGAUAACUGAUGCUGAGGAGAAGGGUCUAAUUACACCCGGUGAGAGUACCCUGAUCGAGCCUACAAGCGGGAAUACUGGCAUAGGGUUGGCAUUCAUGGCAGGUCCACAUAAGAUUCAAGGAAUUGGUGCUGGUUUCAUCCCUGGAGUUUUGGACGUCAAUUUACUAGAUGAAACUGUUCAAGUUUCAAGUGAAGAAGCUAUUGAAACCGCUAAGCAGCUUGCACUAAAAGAAGGAUUGCUGGUCGGGAUAUCAUCUGGUGCGGCGGCUGCAGCUGCAAUUCAGCUAGCAAAAAGGCCUGAAAAUGCUGGAAAACUCAUUGUUGCGGUUUUCCCCAGCUUUGGAGAGAGAUAUCUAUCGACUGUGCUGUUUGAAUCUGUGAAGAAGGAAGCUGAGAACAUGCUUUUCGAGCCUUGAGACGCCCUUCCGCUACCACAUGUCAUGAGACGAGAGAGAGUUCCAAAGCGAUCUGCUGAAUAAGUUGCACGUAUAAUAAAGAUCUGUUUUAAAUACACUGGAACAAAGUGGAACAAAGUACUAUUAUUCGUUUGAAUAAAACACGAGAGGACAACUCAAGACCUUUAAGACCCAUUGUUGUCUAAUUCCUCAAUGUACUGAAAAUGAGUUUCUUUCACAGGUUCUCUUUGCCAGAUACCAACUGGGAUUUCCCUCUUUGUUGCACUUAAUAGCUGAAAUGGAUUGUUGUUUUUCAACAA